AGAAACUAUUGGCGAUUGAUCAGCGCAAGAUCGCCGGGUCGCCUUUGUUAGAUAACGAUUUGCAUGUUGGCAAUUAUGACUGAAAUUCAGCAUGUGCUUAGUACAGCAACUGACGUUGGCAUGGAAAAUUAUCUCAGUCAUCACACGAGCGUCUUAGAUAUCGAUCGUUUGGCUUCUUGUUCUCACUCAAUUUCACAUCGCCCAUUGAUCUCAUACCACCAUGGCCUCUCAGACGUACCAACUCUUUUGCAUGGGUAACCCCCUCCUCGACGUGCAGGUCACUAACGGUGAGGAGCUGCUCAAGAAGUACGAUCUGAAGGCCAACGAUGCCAUCCUUGCCGAAGAGAAGCACAUGUCAAUCUACGAAGAGAUCGUGAAGAACUACAAGGUCACAUACGUUGCUGGCGGUGCUUCUCAAAAUGCUGCUCGGGGAGCUGCAUAUGUUCUUCCCGCCAAUUCUGUGGUUUACACUGGCUGCGUGGGAGAUGAUGACUUGGCAGAACAACUGCGCGCGGCAAACAAGCGUGAAGGUCUGCAGGAGGUCUAUCUCGUCAAGCCAGGCCAAAAGACGGGUGCAUGCGCCGUCGUCCUCACGGGACACGAUCGCUCCCUGGUCACGACCCUCCGGGCAGCUGAGAUGUUCGAGCAAUCGCAUCUUGCUUCCCCCGCCGUGGCUCCUUUGGUGGACGCCGCAAAAGUCUUCUACGUAGAAGGCUUCUUCCUGACGCACGGCACGCCCAUCGUGCUCGAGCUCAGCAAAAAGGCAUCCGACGCCUCCAAAGUGUUCGCACUGAACUUCUCAGCGCCUUUCAUCCCGCAGUUCUUCGGCACCCAGUUGCAGUCCAUCCUCCCCUACUGCGACAUCAUCAUCGGCAACGAGACAGAGGCUGAGGCAUACGCAGCCGCAAAUGGUCUGGCAGACACCAAGGAUCUUGCAGCGAUUGCCAAGGCUGUUGCGAUUUCCCCCAAAUCGAACAAAUCUCGCCCGCGUGUUGUGAUCUUCACGCACGGCGCCAAGUCCACUAUUAUGGUGUCCUCCGCUGCACCUGACAGCCCAAAGAUCUUCAAGGUCAGCGCCAUCGAUGACAAGCUGAUCGUUGAUACCAAUGGUGCUGGUGAUGCGUUCGCGGGUGGUUUCCUCGGCGCGUUCGUCGCUGGCAAAAGCUUGGAUGAGUGUAUCGAGGUUGGACACAAGAUGGGUGCCAUGUGUGUCCAGCUUGUUGGUCCUCAAUUCCCGUGGCCCAAGGUCUCCGUUCUUUAAACAUGUCUCUUAUCAUACACACAUCCUGAAUUCCGUACAUAUAUCACGCUUUCAACAGCGAAAUUUGUUGUAUCCCUACACAUACCGAUGUUCUUCAUCACUCGCUUUCCACAAGCAUGUAGCAACUGAUGUUUCGAAUC
This is a messenger RNA of Suillus clintonianus, 1401 nucleotides long. Its product is annotated as Ribokinase-like protein. The transcript has 5 exons. Gene Ontology annotation, molecular function: adenosine kinase activity. Gene Ontology annotation, biological process: purine ribonucleoside salvage. The record is from RefSeq and is a predicted model, not a curated record. Lineage: Eukaryota; Fungi; Basidiomycota; Agaricomycetes; Boletales; Suillaceae. Gene Ontology annotation, cellular component: cytosol; nucleus. The coding region runs from base 221 to 1261 and encodes 346 amino acids.